Molecule: messenger RNA, 4703 nt
Organism: Aspergillus campestris IBT 28561
Lineage: Eukaryota; Fungi; Ascomycota; Eurotiomycetes; Eurotiales; Aspergillaceae
Product: allantoate permease family MFS transporter
Exons: 9
Coding region: 389-4369 (1326 amino acids)
Biological process (GO): transmembrane transport
Cellular component (GO): membrane
Molecular function (GO): transmembrane transporter activity
Source: RefSeq, a predicted model, not a curated record
GCGGCGACGCGCUAACCAGGGGCGAAUCGGGUGAAGAGUGGGUAGACCCCCCAACUUUAAAAAGUUAAAAUCUCUUCGCGAUAAUCCCCGGUGUGGAUUCUUGGCAGUCUGCCCGCCUUAUCACUCCCCACAUGAGCUCACUUUUGUCCUACUGUGGUCUGGCUGCAUACCAGUUGGACCCCCUGGCUAGCUCCAGCACGGUGAUAUAAUCUCGUAUCGGUGGUUAUCAUGGACUGAUCGUGCAUUCGUCCUCUCAUAUACCCCCGAAACCGUCAUCUCCAGUGGCAAGGCCCUUACUCUGUUUCAAAGCUUUUUUUGAAAAGCUUUUCAUUUCUUGACAUAAGCAGAGGCAACGAAAGAAAAGGGACACACUCCUCAGCUGAUCGACAUGAUACAACAUACACCACAGAAGGAUGUGGAGGCCCCAUCAUUGGGCUUCGACUCGGACCUUCCAGACGAGGGAAGCUUGGAGGAGUCCGCCAUGGAGGAGGCGAAGAGGAAACAAUUGAUUCGAAAGAUUGAUAUGCACAUUUUACCAUUUGUGGUAUUGUUGUAUCUGUUCAGCUUUCUGGACAGAGUAAACAUCGGCAAUGCAAGACUCUACGGGUUGGAAGAAGACCUUGGUCUGGUCGGAGACCAGUACCAAACCGCCGUGUCCAUUCUAUUCGUGACUUACUGUUUUUUCGAGGUUCCGUCGAACCUGCUCAUCAAAAAACUGCGUCCUGGGCGCUAUAUCGCAAUGAUCUCCAUUAUCUGGGGUAUUAUCGCCACGUUGACAGGAAUCACCAGGAACUAUGGGGAUCUGAUCGCCUGUCGUAUUCUCUUGGGGGUCGUGGAAGCUGGGUUGUUUCCCGGUCUCGUGACGUACUUGACGAUGUUCUACAGCAAGCGCGAACUCGCACUGCGGACAGGUUAUCUGUUCAGCAGUGCUGCCAUUGCCGGAGCCUGCGGAGGUCUCCUGGCGUACGGCAUUGGCUUCAUGGAGGGCAUCUGUGGGCUCCGGGGCUGGAGAUGGAUCAUGAUCAUCGAAGGCAUCCCGACCGUCCUCAUCGGGAUAGCCACCUGGUUCUUCCUCGCGGAUAGCCCCGACACCGCCUACUACCUCAACGACGACGACAGAGCACUGGUGGUCCGCCUCCGCAGCCGCCAAACCGGCCAGACCGCCUCGGCCCAGAACUUCCAUUGGGCCGACGUCAAAGAGGGCGCGCUCGACUGGAGGAUCUACGUCUUCUGCAUCGCCCAGUUCGGCGUGGACACGAUGCUGUACGGUUACAGCACAUUCCUCCCCACCAUCAUCAAAGGCAUGGGCUCAUGGUCUACUGCCGAGGUGCAGGCGCUCACCAUCCCCUGCUACGCGCUGGGGGCCAUUGCGUACCUGGCCGUAGCGUGGAUUAGCGACAGAACCCAGCAGCGCGCGCUCUACUCCUGUAUCUUUGCCGCCAUUUCCGUCGUCGGGUACGGGAUCCUCAUCUCGGAUACGUCCUCGGGCGUCCACUACUUCGGCGCCUUGCUCAUCGCCUUGGGUCUGUACGUCGCCGUGGGUCUUCCCCUCGCAUGGCUGCCCACCAACCUACCGCGCUACGGAAAGCGAACAUUCGCCACUGGACUGCAACUCACUUUUGGCAACGUGAGCGGCGUCAUGUCUCCCUUCUUGUAUAAGACCAAUGAAGCGCCGCGCUACGUGCGUGGAAAUGCCGUGACGCUCGCGCUUGUUGGCUUCGCGGGGGUGAUCUACGCUCUGAUGUGGGUUUACUAUCGUGGAAAGAACAGUCGCAGAGCGCAGGGUCUCGAGGAUGAGAAGGUCGCUGGGUUGACGGAUGAGCAGAUCGAGGAGCUUGGGGAUAAGAACCCUCGAUUUUUCUAUUCUAUAGAUGAUGAUGUCCGGCCGUGGAAUAUUCUUCAUCAUCUUGGAGGGAAUGGGCCUUGGAUUGAGAAGACUGAUGGAGGGGUUGAGGCGCAGGGGGUGGAUCCGCCGGAGGAAUGCUCGGUUGAUCAGGUUCAUAUGAUGUCCCGCCACGGAGAGCGAUACCCGACCACAUCAGCAGGAAGCCGCCACCUGGAGUUCCUCAACAGACUCAAAGAAGCCAACGUCAUCACCAACGGCUCCCUAUCCUUCCUCAACAACUGGACCUACUUCACCGCCACCCCAGAGAAAGACUUCGACCAGCUAACCACGACGGGGCCCUACGCAGGCAUCCUGCAAGCCUUCACGACAGGCGUCCGCUUCCGCACCCGCUACAGCCACCUGCUGGCACCGCAGAAGGUGCGCCUUUGGGCAAGCGACUGCAACCGCGUCAUCGAAUCAGCGCGCUACUUCGCAGCGGGUCUCUUCGGGCUCGACUGGGAGGCGAACGGAAAAGCCGAGCUGGAAAUCAUCCCCGAGACGGCUGAUCGGCUCGCUGACACGCUGACACCUGGUGAUACGUGUCUGCGGUACGUUGACGACGCGGUUGCCGGCCAUGACAAUGGUGCCAACAUGCUGGCGCUGUUCCAGCAAGCGUAUAUCCCGCCCAUCGCUCAGCGGCUGAUCGCAGACGAGGGCAAUGCCGCGUUGGGCCCGUUCAGCAAUGUAGAGGUGUUCAGCAUGCAGGAGAUGUGUGGGUUUGAGAUGAUCGCGCGCGGUGCAAGCCCCUGGUGUGAUGUCUUUACUAAGGAGGACUGGGAUAACUUUGAGUAUGCCCGUGACUUGAUCCACUACUACCGUGCGGGUCCUGGGACGCCGUAUGCUGGCGCGAUGGGAUGGCUGUGGUUGAAUGCUACGGCGGAUUUACUCCGGAAGGGGCCUGAAGCUGGGACUACGUUUUUCAGUUUUGUCCACGACGGAGACAUCGCCCCGUUUCUCACCGCGCUAGAUAUCAUGAAAGAUCCCAAAUACGAUCCUUCUCUGCCUACGUCGCACAUGGCUGCAGACCGUACGUGGCGUACGUCGACCGUGAUGCCGAUGGGCGGUCGCAUUGUGCUGGAGAGGAUGGUUUGUUCGGGUGAGGGUGCUCGUGAUGAAACGCCGUUCCUCCGUACCCUUAUCAACGAUGAGGUCGUGCCGCUACCGUACUGUCAAUCGGGGCCUGGCAUGUCCUGCUCGUUGAAGGAUUUCGAGGAGCAUGUCGAUAGACGGAGACGGGAAGUGGGUGAUUUCGCAGACGUUUGUGGGAUAGAGGGUGAUGCAGGGGGGAUUACGUUUUUGCGGCAGAAUUAUGAAUCCCGCAACCCCCGACGACCACCCGAAGAAACCGGCCCAUUCGGCAAGCGACGAAACGCCCGAUACGAGCACACCCGAUCGCGCACACGCACAGGCACGCCCGCAAAGCGCGAGAACCCCAACGUAGCCGAGUUCGGGCGGCUCUUCGCCGCACAGCAGGAGGAUGAACAAGUGCGGAGCAGCACGCUGCCCAAGUCGUCGUCGAGUAGUAGUCUGGACAACGUGCGCAAGCAGGUCGCGGAGAAGGUCGCCACGGAGUGUAUCUUUUACGGAUACAGCAGCAAGGACUUUGAGUGGAAGGUUAUCGACAAGUAUGAGCGCAUCUCGCGCGGCGCUAUCUGUGAGGAUUACCCGCGCAGCGAUCCCAACUCGGCGAGCUCGUUCUCCCAGCUGCUUAGUGGUGGGGAUGUGGUUAUUCGGAAGGAUUUGUCGGUUGAUGCGAAUCGCAAGUCGAAGCACUAUGCUGGGGGUUUUCAUUGGAUUAAGGUCACGUUUGACUCGACGACCGCUGCGGAUCGGGCUUGCUUUUACUCGCCGCAGGAGAUUGACGAUCAUCUGGUGUUCUGCGAGUUGUACCGUGGUCAUGGUCCGUCGGAGGAUGUCCCCAUCCCGAAGGGGUCUGCCGUGGCGGGACAGUUUGCGUCCAAGGCGCCGCGCACGCUGAGCACUUCGCACUCGACUACGUUCCUCCAGGGCAAGACGCAAGAGCGCUCCACGUUACCGCGAUCGUUCGCGAUGAACAAUCUAUCCAGCGUACCAGACGUCGAUGAGGAAACGGAAGAGCACUCGCAAUCGCUGGAGUCCACCCCGACCGCCAGCUCAGCCACAGCCACCGGCAUCGACCAGGGGUCGUUCUCCGGGCUGCAACAACGACACGCGCCGCAGGAGCCCAAGCCUGAGUCGGAAUUCAUGACGCACAUCCCCACCGUCCGGCGGACGAAGCUGCGUCCUAUGGUGGAGGCCCUCCCGCCUCAGCCGACAGUCACAGAGCGCGUGCUCCGCUCGAUCCCCAUCCUCAGCUGGUUCACGGGCGACAUUGUCGGCGACGGGCCGCAACUGAAAGAAGACGGCACGUUCGACUACGACAAGUCGAACACGUACUGGCGACUGUGGUAUAUGGUGGAUAUGGUGUUGGGGACAGACAUUUGCGGGCUACGAGAGGAGUCUUGAUCUCGACUACAUCUUGGCUGCUUUAACUUGACUCAACAUGACUGGACUGCGACUGCAGUUCUACCAUCCUCAGCAGCAACCGCUCCGUCCGCAGGGACGCGUACCUCCAGUGAACACAGCUCACCUCUCGGGAGAUCCACACUCACUGGUAGGGAUGAGAUGGGAUGGGGUGGAUGUCGUGAGGGCAAAAUUUUUCCUUUUAUGAUCUUUUACCGGACUAGCUCUUGCUGUACGUUUUGAUAGCAUUUAGUGGUGGCGCUCGGAUAUGUACUACUUUUUCAAUUUUUCAAUAAUUGCAUGAUGACCAUGGUGUGUUUACAUGGCUAGUUACUCC